Molecule: messenger RNA, 953 nt
Organism: Paramecium tetraurelia
Lineage: Eukaryota; Ciliophora; Oligohymenophorea; Peniculida; Parameciidae
Exons: 2
Source: RefSeq, a predicted model, not a curated record
AAUUAUACAGGAUUCAUAGAAGAAUACUAUUUGGACCGUUGAUACGAAAGAUUUUUACUGCCGGAGCCUAUUUCUUUUCAACAUUAACAUUUUUGGGACUCUUUUUCUUAUUUUUAUUACAAUUCAGAGAAUAGUACAAAUCUUUCUAGGACCAAGAAUCUAUAUGUAUAAAGCAUGUUAAAGCAUAGAUAAUUUUGAUAAUGAAACAAUCUAUAUUUUCAAUAUCACUGAUAGCGAAUUGUUAAACUAAAAUGAAUCAUACCUCUCAAUGAAAUUUACAUUUAACAAAACCCUUCUUUAUAUGAGUAAUGAAUUUCAACAGAAAUAUAAUUUCACUGUUGAAACUCAUUUGGUAGAGAUACAAUAUUACACUAAAGGAUUUAAUGCUUUUUUGUGUUUGGCUUCAGAUUUAGAAACUAUGUUUAUUAUUGAUUUUCUUGAUUUCCUUGGUUCCAAUUAUGAUGGCGAUGUACAAUUAUUGAAUCAAAAUACAAAUGAGACUUGGAGUUGGAAUAAGCAAUAGCUUCAAAGAAAAUAUGUUGUUGCUUACGAUGAAAGAAUCUACACAACUUUAACAGAGUUCAUCAAGUGCAUUUUGGGAAUAUUUCUACAAUCAAUUAUAGCCUCAAUUUACAUGAAGAUGUCCAUAAUAUGUGCUCCUAUUUUAAUAAUAUACAUGAGUAUUUGUUAUAAAUAACCUAAAAGUGAAUUGCAUGCAAAUCUGUUAGAAUUAAGAUAUUUAAGCACAAGCCUUAAUUGAUGCAUUUCCUUGGGUAGGCUAAUAUCUGACUUAUUUUGAAUAGAAAUCAAAAACUAAAAAAGGAGCUGCUCAAUUCAUUUAUCUAAAUGUUGAUUUUAUUUUACUUGGUCUACUUUUUGUAAUUCACUGGUUAUAAUAGUUCAAUUCAAUUGUUUGCAAAAAGUUACCCAAAAGGAUUGGCUGAAAACUUUUU